AUGUGUCGCGCUGGCUCCCAGAGCCUCGAUGACCUUAACCCCGCGAGCAUGAAGCACCCAUCGAGGUCAGCGGGUCUCGAGGUUGCUAUGGCGCUCUUCGGCAUGGUUUGGCUGCUGCGUGUCCGCUCCGAGAUGCGUCGUUGCUCGAAAUGUCGCCACGAGGAGAUGCUCGCUCAGCAGCAGCAGCAGCAACAGCAAAUGCAGCUGCAGCAGCAGCAACAGCAGCACCAUCAUCAUCAUCACCAGCAUCACCAGCAGCAACGCACCUUGUCGCAGGCUACCAGCCUGUUACAGACAAUGUCCGACGACGGUGUCAGCUCUUCCGCCAACACUCUGUUCACGUUGGACACUCCUGGUGCGGCUGGCCCGGCUGGAAGUUACUGCGAAGUGCACGGAUACGUUCAGGCGAAAGAAGAUAUUCAGGAGUUUUACGAGCUGACGUUGCUCGACGAGUCGAAAUCGGUGCAGCAGAAAACGGCGGAGACGAUCCGCAUCGCGGACAAAUGGGAAGCCAGCGACGGACCGAUCACACCGACCUUUGCUCAAAACGACCGUAGUAUCGCCUUCAACGUCGACGAGGGUGGCAGCGGCAGCGGUGGUGAUGGCGAUGGUGCUGGUGGUGGUGAUGGCAAUGGUACUAGUGAUGGUGAUGGUGGUGGUGGUAGUGGUGGUGAAGAUGCCUGCCUGCCUGACUUUGCAGCAUCACGUCACCCGUACACGAAACAACGCCGUUCUCAUCUCGCUUGA
Messenger RNA from Pogonomyrmex barbatus (red harvester ant), 747 nucleotides. It is a transcript of the gene dlg1, whose product is annotated as MAGUK family member discs large 1. The record is from RefSeq and is a predicted model, not a curated record. Gene Ontology annotation, molecular function: protein kinase binding. Gene Ontology annotation, cellular component: basolateral plasma membrane; neuromuscular junction; neuron projection. Gene Ontology annotation, biological process: chemical synaptic transmission; cell-cell adhesion; establishment or maintenance of epithelial cell apical/basal polarity. Lineage: Eukaryota; Metazoa; Arthropoda; Insecta; Hymenoptera; Formicidae.